AUGAACGUCUUACAUUUCUUUUUACAGAAAUUCUCAGUCCUUCCCAAUUCCAAUAUACUGUUCACACCAGCUGUUAUAGAAACAUUUUGCCGUAUUUUAGCCUGUCGUGAAGUGGAAUCAAACAGCGUGAAUAGGAUUCUAUGUCUAUUAACUAAACUACAACCAUUAUGGUCUUACAAUACCGCAAAUACGGAACCCAAAAGUACUGUUUUAUGUUCGACCACUGAUGCAAAAGUCACCAACUACUUUACAUGUUCACUUGUUUACACAUUGCUCGAUACAUUAGGGUUCCGUCUUGCGGAUAUACUUACACCUGAGGUUCGAAUUCAUGCUCUUACUUCGUUAAUAAGCUUAGUGAAAUUAUGGUCCAAUUGGUGUACAUCUAUUCUUGAUAACAGAGAAUCUAAAAGUCUUUGUGAUGUGGCAACUAGUGAAAUUCCUAUUGAACUACAAUAUUUGUAA
Schistosoma turkestanicum is the source of this 462-nucleotide messenger RNA. The record is from the annotation of a GenBank genome assembly. Lineage: Eukaryota; Metazoa; Platyhelminthes; Trematoda; Strigeidida; Schistosomatidae.